AUGCAUCGAACAUAUUCCAUGCGCCAAUCGCGCGCUCCUACAGCUUCUCAAAUUGAGAACCCUCCGCCGCCGCCGUCUUCCACAAAAAGUGGCCGGCUGUUCGGCCGGGGCAACUUUGGACAUGCUUUCCGAAAGGGCACGGCGGGCGCAUUUGGGCCAGAUCUGGCCAAGAAGCUCUCCCAGCUCGUCAAGAUGGAGAAAAACGUCAUGCGCAGCAUGGAAUUGGUAGGCCGAGAGCGAAUGGAGGUUGCCCAACAACUCUCCCUCUGGGGCGAAGGCUGCGACGAGGAUGUUAGUGAUGUUACCGACAAGCUAGGCGUUUUGAUCUACGAGAUCGGCGAACUGGAGGACCAGUUCGUGGAUCGCUAUGACCAAUACCGCAUAACCAUCAAGUCGAUCCGCAACAUUGAAGCCUCUGUCCAGCCGUCGCGAGACCGCAAGCAGAAGAUCACAGACCAGAUUGCGCAGCUCAAAUACAAAGAACCCAACAGUCCUCGAAUUGUCGUCCUGGAGCAGGAACUCGUCCGGGCUGAGGCCGAGUCACUGGUCGCCGAAGCGCAACUCUCCAACAUCACGCGCGAGAAGCUCAAGGCUGCUUUCAAUUACCAAUUUGAUGCGGUUCGCGAACACUGCGAAAAGGUGGCCAUUAUUGCUGGCUACGGGAAGCAUCUGUUGAAUCUCAUCGACGAUACUCCUGUCACUCCCGGCGAGACGCGCAACGCCUAUGACGGAUAUGAGGCUUCCAAGGCCAUCAUUCAGGAUUGCGAAGAUGCCUUGACGAACUGGGUCUCGUCCACGGCGCAGGUCAGCGCCAAGCUUUCCACCCGCUCACGCACGCUCAGCCAGAGAAGGAGAGCCAGCGCCCACAAGGGCGAGGGAGUCGAUCUGGCCAGCCAAGACCCACCGAUGAAGAAUGAUCGCGACGGCUGGGUUCCCGCAGGCCAACACGGCGAAUAUGAGCAGGAGGAGGAAGAGGAGGAGGAAGAGGAAGAAGAGGAAAGACCGCAGCAGACCAAUGGUCAACAUGCCGUGGCAGCUUAA
Cladophialophora bantiana CBS 173.52 is the source of this 1041-nucleotide messenger RNA. RefSeq lists its product as uncharacterized. Gene Ontology annotation, cellular component: plasma membrane; eisosome filament. Lineage: Eukaryota; Fungi; Ascomycota; Eurotiomycetes; Chaetothyriales; Herpotrichiellaceae. Gene Ontology annotation, biological process: eisosome assembly; endocytosis; negative regulation of protein kinase activity. The transcript is spliced from 4 exons. The record is from RefSeq and is a predicted model, not a curated record. Gene Ontology annotation, molecular function: lipid binding. The coding region runs from base 1 to 1041 and encodes 346 amino acids.